This is a messenger RNA of Limulus polyphemus (Atlantic horseshoe crab), 2588 nucleotides long. RefSeq lists its product as uncharacterized. The transcript is spliced from 8 exons. The record is from RefSeq and is a predicted model, not a curated record. Lineage: Eukaryota; Metazoa; Arthropoda; Merostomata; Xiphosura; Limulidae. Bases 838 to 2037 code for a protein of 399 amino acids.
CAUCUCGGGUGAGCUUAUUAUUCAUAGUAGAAAGUUUGAACUUGGAGAGAGAGGGGACAAUGAAAAACCCUAUAACCUGUGCACUUUAGAAAGGUGGACCUUUCUCCUUCAGGGGCAAACUGAAUAUCAAGAGGUGCUGGAGCUCCGGAUGAAAUGCUCUACAUAUGGUCUUCUAUGUUGAAUGAAUUGAGGAACCUUUUGACUGAAUCCUGUGUUCUUAAUGCAGACUUUUCAAUCUUCUGCAGGAUUUAAAUCACAAUCAUAUUGGUUUUGACAACAUAUUGAGAGUCGCUUUAACACGCUGUGAUCGCUCCUGUCACGUAGAGCUGGACGAUUAGUGGAAUUUAUUAACUGAUUAAUUUGUCACUCUGAGUAUGUUCAAAGCCUACUGCAGUCUUACCAGUUGAAAUACUUGCAUGACUUUGGCGUUUUUUAAUGGGGAAAUUUAUCAGUCUUUUGAUGUAUAUAUUGGUUUAGGAACGAAUUUUGCUAAAUGUACUUAGGAAAAAAAAAACUACCUUAACCUCCAAAUCUGAGAAUACCAAGUGAGCAACCUGCAAAUAUUGAGCUAGCAAGGGUUAAAACUGAAGUCAAUUGUUUCAUUUUCAAUACAUCUUAAUGCAUAUAAUAAUACCAAAAAAGUAGAACUGGGAUGGUAGUGGUGGACGGUAACCCUCUGUUUUCCUGUAGCUUUACUGUGAUGAACUUUGUCGAAUUUUUUAUAGUCCCGAAAUGGUCAAGUUAUGAGAGGUAUCUACUUUCUAUUGAGUUUUUAUUCUAAUACGUCAGUCGUGAGCAGAUGAAGCAGUGUUACUGUUAUAUUAAGGUAAUCGACCUAUGAAACAGUUUGUCUGCAGGAUUAGAGAAGCAGUAACAUUGAAGGAGUUUAAGAGGAAAUUGGGUUUGUUACAGAAUGAGGAAGAACUGGAAGAGAUUCAAAUGGUCACACAGCUGAUUGAGAAGGCCCAACUUGUGAGGCAGAAAGGAAAACCCAAGGUUCCAAAGUGUAAAGUUAUGCAUUCAGAACAAGUCAGAAGUCGCGAAGAAGCCGUAAGGAGUGAUAAAAGUCGGUACUCUUCAGCUCAAAGAAAGGAUGUUGUGAAGGGCAGUGGAGAAACUUCUAAAUGUAGGGACGUUUUUCAAGGUAGACCAAAUCCAUCCCAUCCUGCUUUUAGAAGCAGUGAGCACCAAAAGAGAAUGGAUGGAAAGUUGAAACAAAAAUCUUCAUCUUUGUCACCUACGUCCAGUGGUGAAAUUGGUGUGAUCUCCAAAACCGAACUACUCCAGUUGCAGAGAAUAGCAAGACUUAAGCCAGAAGAAGUUGAGGAGAACAACAGAGAGUUCUGUAUAGAAGCUCCAUCACAGAACGUAAUGAGGAACGCAGAACUGGAGAAAACAGAGAGACGAGUAAAAUCUCUCCAUGGUACAGCUGGAGAAGCUCCCACAUCUCAGCUUUCAGUUGUUGAUCCCUUGUCAGUGCUUCAGGUUCCCAAGAACUUUCAGCAAGCUGUGGAAAGGAAUAGAAGAGCUCGUCAACAGCUUCAAAAGGCAGUAGAUACUUCGGAAAACCCUCAAAAUGAAUUUCUGAAGAAAUUACUAAAUGCAUUAAUAGAAGAAUGUCGUGGAGCAAUGAAAGACAAGGAAGACUUUUCUACUUCAGAGGAUGCAUUCAGUGACAAGCGAAAACUUUUCACUACAAAUGAUCAGGAGAGGAAAGACAAUUUUUAUCAACAAACACCAAUUUGGUUGUGGAAUCCUCAUUUGGAUUUUCCUGGACUGUGGGCCAUGCCAGAUGUUUUAACGUAUGUUUCACAGAGGGAGCUGCAAGAACUAUCUUCUCUUCUGUGGGAGAUCCAAUGGACUCGGACGAUGUUAGAGUUACACAAGACAUUAAAAGAUGAAGCCAUAUUAAUACUGGAGAAAAUGGAUGUAAAUGAUCCGGAGUUUUCCUCAGUAUUCUGCCAUCUGUACAGUCUACUUGGUCAUUGUGGAGAAAAAUUCCCAGCUUUGUUAUCUGCCCAACAGCAGUGUACAUAAAAAUGUGUGUGGAUUUCUCACGAUGCUGCUAUAUAUAUAUUUUUUUGUAGAUAUUAGAAUUGACACGUGAUUUAUGAAGUAAACAGUAGUUAAAAAUACUAGACAUUGAUAAGAUUAUAAUAUUUUCAAAAUUCUUUAAUGUUAGCCACCGUACUCAAAGAAUGCUUCUUUAUUUCAGUGAGUUAUUUUUUUAUUUAUAAAAUGAUGAUAUCAUGAGAAUGUCUUGUAAACAACGUUUAAAAUAUUCUUCAUGAAUGUUUAUUUCAGACUGUUCCAUAACCAUAACCAGAGAUAAUUACAUAUAGUUUAGGUUACAUGUAAUAAAUUAUGGGUACAGUCUAAACAUAAUUUUUUCUUUUGUUGUAAACCUACUCAUGAAACACUGAGCAGUUGGUAUUGUAUAUAAAUGUCCAUUACUAUACGAUCAUACUAUUUUUAUUAUCAGUAAAAGAAACCUGAAAAUUGUUUAAUUUUAGUCUCAUACAGUGACUACACUUAAUGAUCAGAUAGCAAGGCAUAAUGUGUUAAAAUUACCAAGUAACACUAUAUAU